UAAUAUACUGUGCAUGCUCGCUGUGCAUGUGACUGAGAAACUAGUUUUCAACAUUGAUCUGAAACAAGUUUGCAAAUAACAGUGGCCUUAUUCAGAAGAAUUGAACACACUAUGGCCAGUGAGAGUAGAAGUCAGGGAGGCAUAUUACUGCAAACUUUUGGAUCCCUGAAAGAAUCCAGUGAAGAGUUUAAAGAGAUUGAAGAGGCCAUCAAUGAAGGUGACGAUGAUAUGUUGGACCGUAUUCGGGACUGGCUAAGGGGCAACAGUGUCAAUACAGUCAAUGAGUAUCAAGCAACUGCACUGCAUCUCGCGGCCUCUAGCUUCAGGAUAGAAGUAGCGAAACUGCUGUUGGAGCAUGGUGCAGACCCUAAUAUGGUUGACCAGGAACAGAAAACGGUGCUGCACUAUCUAUGUGCACUUCCUAGUAAGAACAACAUCACUGCGUUUUUCAAAUUGCUCCUAGACCAGAAAAAGAUUGAUCACUUUAAUCCUAUUGAUGGUGAAAAUAUGACGCCACUUCAUUUUGCUGCUGAGAAUGGUCAUUUGGAGGUUGUCAAUGAGCUGUUAGAGAAGGGGGCUGACAUGAAGGCUCGUGAUGACAAUAUGGACACACCUGUCCACAAGGCCGCAGAAGCAGGACAGACAAAAAUUGUGAAAGUGUUCUUUGAGAAGGAUGCCGACUGUGUCGUACUGCCUGGCUACAACGAUGAGACCCCAUUGCAUAAGGCUGUGUUUGGGGGACACAUAGAAACCGUCAAGUUAAUCCUAGGGUACAAACCCAAUGUCAAUGCUAGAUCCACUAAUGAUGAGACUCCUCUCCAUUUCGUAGCGUUUGGAGGGAGCAUUGAAAUUGCCCAGAUUCUUCUCAAUGAAGGUGCUGAAGUCAACCCUCUUUCCAACAAGUACACAAAAUCACCCUUUCACAAGGCUGCUUACUACGAUCAAGCAAAGUUGGCAAUCUUUCUUUUGGAGAACAAAGCUGAUGUCAGCAAUGCAGCAUUCAGAGAUAUCAUCUCUGAGGGCUAUGAGAACAUCGCUAAAGCAGUCAUUGAAAACGAUCAGUGGCCACUUGCUCUUCGUGGUAGAUACAAACGCCGAGGAAAGUAUACGACAGCUUUAAGGGAACUGAUUGUAAAAAUGCCAGAUGUUGCAUUGCAAGUGCUAGAUCACUGUAUCGUUGAAACUCCUUAUUGCUCUGAUCGUAAAAACACUCAUUUUGUUUACAACUAUGAGUUCCUCGAUGACGUUCCAAAGGAAGAGGUGAAGAUUGAGAGGAGAGAGCCAUGGAAGAAGAAGACUUAUGGUUGCAGUUACGAUGAAAUUUGUCGUAGAGACUCGGAGCCUCCUCUCACUCAGGAUAUUUCUCAUCCUGCAUGCAGCAAGCAUCCUCUACAAAUCAUGGUUGAUCAAAAGGAGUUAGAUUUGUUGAAACAUCCAGUGGUCGGCUCUCUAUUCCAUUACAAGUGGAAAAGAUUUGGAAUAAUUGGUUACGUUGUCAAUCUACUGACCUACGCCGUGUUCCUAUCUCUGCUCACUGCUUUUGCCCUGCUAGUACCCAACCCACAGUCUCCUCAGUGUGCAUGUACGAACAACACAGUGCCUACAGAAAAUGGGACAUUGGUCAACUGUCCGUAUACUACUGCUGAGCUAAAGGCAUUUCUCAUUGUAUCAUCAGCUAUUGUACUGCUCUUGGCUGUAGCUCGGCUUUUCUUUGAGACAAUCCAGUUCAUCACCAAAAGAUUGUCUUACCUUACUGACUGGAUUAACUGGGUAGAAAUUAUUCAGUAUGUCACCACAAUAAUAUUUGUGGUGGUGUAUAGUACAGACAAUUUCUGUGUCUUGAACUGGCAGUGGCAAAUUGGAGUGAUUUCAAUAUUCCUGGGAUGGAUUAAUCUCAUCUUGUUUGUUUCAAAGCUACCGUUUGUGGGGAUUUACGUUCUCAUUUUUAUUAAAAUAUCCAUGACCUUCUUGAAGAUGCUGCUCUUGACCAUACUGUUGAUAGUGUCCUUUGGGAUACCAUUUUUUAUGGUUUUCUUCGACGUGAAUGCCAUCCGUUCUCCAUUUUCGGGUGUUCCUCGAUCGCUGCUUAAAGUGAUGACCAUGACAACUGGUGAGCUGGACUAUGACACGAUAUUUCGUUUGGAUCCGUCUGGUGGAAGUGAUGGUGCAGACGAAAUACGUUUCCCUCCGAUUUCAGUCAUUCUCUGGAUCAUAUUCAUCAUACUUAUGCCGAUCAUCCUCACCAACAUGUUGACUAGUUUAGCUGUCGGUGACACUGAAGAAGUUCGGAAGGAAGCGAAACUAAAAAAGAUACAAUUACAGGUUGAACAAGCAUUGUCAAUGGAAGAACUGGUAGUAGCCUUUCAGAAAUGGUUCAAGUGUUGCCUGCCUAAAGGUUGGAAGCGGGCUAAAACUUCGCAAACAUUAUACCUAAAUUCAAAAAACAGCAGAAUUGAGCAACUCGGAUUCAUAUUGUGGGAAGGAGACUUAGGAGAGCGUUAUGACAACAUUCAAGCCAUUACUCGUGUUUUGUCCCUUCCAGAGAAUGCAAACAAAGAAGUGUUGGAGAUAGCUGGCGCAAUAAAUGAGAAAGUAUCUAAAAUGGAGACAACGCUUUUGGAAUUUAAGAAUGAAAUUGAUGAUAAAAUACACAGUAUGGAAAAUACUCUCAAGAAUGCAAACAAAGAAGUGUUGGACAAAGCUGACGCACUAAAUGAGAAAAUGGAGACAACCCUUCGAGAAUUUAAGUCACUCUUGGAAAAAAUUGGAAAGGAGGGCCGAUUGUCUUAAAUGUCCAAGUUUAUGCUCUCUUCUACUACUGAACUGUUGAUUUAUUAAGGUUUUUGAUUCUAUUAUAAUAUAAUUUUUCUGUAUUGCUGUAUUACGAGUGUGCAAUGUGCAGUUUAGUUCAAGUUCCAUUGUCUGAUCAUAACUCAAAUGUCGAAGUUUUACGUGACAGUUGCUGAUAAUAUUUUUAGUAUCAGGGUUUAUUUCUAUACAUUUUGCUGUAUUGUUGUAUGAGUGUGCUUCUAUUUCCGUG
Messenger RNA from Halichondria panicea, 3040 nucleotides. Its product is annotated as transient receptor potential cation channel subfamily A member 1 homolog. The transcript has 21 exons. NCBI's taxonomy places the organism in Eukaryota, Metazoa, Porifera, Demospongiae, Suberitida, Halichondriidae. The coding region runs from base 112 to 2790 and encodes 892 amino acids. Gene Ontology annotation, molecular function: protein binding. The record is from RefSeq and is a predicted model, not a curated record.